Molecule: messenger RNA, 1008 nt
Organism: Rotaria sp. Silwood2
Lineage: Eukaryota; Metazoa; Rotifera; Eurotatoria; Philodinida; Philodinidae
Source: the annotation of a GenBank genome assembly
AUGUUAAAUACAGAUCAAAUUUCUUUGGUCACAUUUGCUGUUGUUCUUCGCCAGUUUGGUGAUUAUGAGCGAGCAAAAAAAUAUUAUCAACGCAUAUCAGUAAGAUCCAGACAACAAGGAUUAAAUGUCGCCCAACUUCAUCACAACUGGGGUAGAGCCCAUUUUGAUGCUGGAGAAUACAAUGAAGCAUUAGCACAACAUCUUGUGGCUCUGCAACAUGUAAUGCCAAGUGAAAUGAUCGGUAUGGUGGUGAUUCUGACAGACAUUGCUGCUACCUAUCAGGCACUUGGUAAUAUUAAUUUAGCAGAAUUAUAUUGUCAUAAAGCAAUGAUGUAUUUGAUAAAAAAUAUUGUUUCAUGGAAUCCUCUUCAUCCUAUUAUUAUUAGUACCUGUACGAAACUGGGCUGGUUUUUUGCGAGAACAGAUCGUUCAGAAAAAGCUAUACAAAUGUAUCAAAAAGCCCUUCAAGUUGGUAAAGCUACGUACCCAAAGGACCAUCCCGAGCUGGCGAACAUUUACAAUAAUCUUGGAGGUGUUCAUAAAGACAUGAAAAAGUGGAAUUCAGCAUUGUACUACUAUGAAUUAGCUCGAAAAAUCUCUGACAAAGUUAUGAUUACAAGUCCUACUACAGCAACUAUCUAUAAUAAUAUUGGAGUUGUCUAUCUAUCAAUGAAUGACUUGAAAGUCGGUAAGAACUACCUCUACCAAGCAUUGAAAAUGCGUCUUGCGAUAAUGUCAGAAGAUCAUCCUGAUCUUUUCACUUCUUACGCUAAUAUUGCCGAUGUCCAUAAAGCAAAACAUGAAAUAGUGCUGGCUAGGAUAUGGUACAAGAUAUUAGCAACAAUGACAGCACGACGUCUACCUGUGGGACAUUCGAUUCGCAUUUAUGCUCAUCUCCAGCUCGGUUCCAUGUACUAUCUUCUUUUCGAAUGGGAGAAAAGUGUACUCUUUACUAGAAGCAGAAAAAAUGAUACAGAAUUUGUGCAGUCUAGAGGCAAAUACGGUUAA